Eimeria mitis is the source of this 591-nucleotide messenger RNA. RefSeq names its product rhomboid family domain-containing protein, putative. Lineage: Eukaryota; Apicomplexa; Conoidasida; Eucoccidiorida; Eimeriidae. Gene Ontology annotation, molecular function: serine-type endopeptidase activity. The transcript has 3 exons. The record is from RefSeq and is a predicted model, not a curated record. The coding region runs from base 1 to 591 and encodes 196 amino acids. Gene Ontology annotation, biological process: proteolysis. Gene Ontology annotation, cellular component: membrane.
AUGGUUGUUCGGACGCUGUCAGACCUCCGCAAGGAGGAUGAACAGCGUAGUCGUGAUAUGGAAACGGGUGAGGGUUCUCCCCUGCUGAGAGCUGAAACGCGCAGUACCGAUAGUAACUUGACCAGUGGGGACUCCAGUUCUGUGCGCCGAACGACGGCGCUGAGGGUGCUCGAAUUGCUCUUUCCCUACUUCAGGCUACGCUCCUUGCUGCUUCUUAUAUCAAUAGCGGACUGGGCAGUGUUUAUUACGACGCUUGCCAUCGACUCAGAGAUGCCUCUCGUCCCGUCAACCGCGAUUUUGGUUACCUUCGGAGCUAAUGUACCCCCUUUGGUGGCUAAGGGCCAGGUUUGGAGGCUGCUAACGGCAACUUUCCUGCACGCCAAUCUCCUGCACGUGGCCUUCAAUGUUUUUUUCCAGAUGCGGAUGGGUUUCGGCAUCGAGAGACGUUAUGGCUACCUUAAGUUUGCUUUGCUAUACGCCGCCUCCGCUGUGUACGGCAACCUCCUCUCCGCUGCGGCUCUUUUCUGUGGAGCCGUGAAAGUCGGCGCCAGCACUGCAGGCAAGCCUUCAGUCUCCAUACCGAGCCACUGA